Messenger RNA from Penicillium paradoxum, 339 nucleotides. RefSeq lists its product as uncharacterized. The record is from RefSeq and is a predicted model, not a curated record. The annotation marks the transcript as partial. Lineage: Eukaryota; Fungi; Ascomycota; Eurotiomycetes; Eurotiales; Aspergillaceae. The transcript has 2 exons.
CCUUUUACGAAGAACUGGAAUCUAUUAUUACCCAGUUAUUAUACGAGUCAGAAUAUCGUAUUCUCGAUAAUUAGCGCGUUUAAUCUUAUCACGGAUAUAAUAAUUAUAGCGUUGCCGAGUAUUACCGAGCCCGCGCUUACUAUUACAAACUCAUACGCGCUAAUACUCCGGCCUAUCUAUAAGGCUGCUUUCCUAUCCCUAUUUGGUAGUGCGAAGGAUGCAUACUCUACACAGCCGGCGAGUGGUCCUAUACUAAGCAAAAGUACUAAUUCGAGACGGAUGAAUGGUAUAGAUAAGAUGGAUAGUGAAUAUCCCCUUACACGAUUGCACGGAGAUAUA